CAACGCGCAGGAGUGAUUCUUCUCUGAAUACACAGAGAUGCACAACGCUGCUUGUCGCUCUGUUAAGAAGAUACAGCUGCAGUUGUUUCUCAUAUCGUUGAAAAGAGCAAUGACCAACGUACCGCUGCUAUUUGCUGUGACAGUUUUCUUGUUUCAACUACAACUUUCUCAAGGAAAUGAAAUAUCUUUACUAUCAGCAAAAGCCGAAUUGAGCCCCGAUACCUUCACAUCUGCUACAAAUUCUUCUAGACAGUCUAGUGCAUCUGUGGCCAUUGAUGGAGACAACAGAAAAGGACGUGCCGGUGGAUCGCAAGAGGAAUUUCUGAAAUGUGCAUCUACGUCCAUGAAGCAAAAAUCACUAAGUAAUCCGGUGAAGCAUUUGUUAGUAAGAAUGGAAAGAGCAGAAUACAUCUCGUAUGUAAGACUACAUUUGAGAGAUGGAUUAAGGAGACAGCACUUGCAGAACGGUCUAACGGUUAGUGUGGGUAACAGCCCUGACAUCCAACAUGCCUCAUCGUGUGGUAACGAAGCGUACAACGCCGUGCGUCAUGGACAAUCACCGUUCUUUAUUUGCAUGAAUUCUGCACAGUACAUUUGGAUCGUUUUACGAAAUAGUCGAUGGCCACUUCAAGUAUGCGAAGUACGCGCAUAUAGUGGUUACAUGAAUUUGACUGCUCCAGGUAUCGCAUCAUUGUCACACGGUUCAUUUCAACAAGUGUCCUUUGCUAGUAAUGCUGUUGAUGGCAAUUCCGCUAUUGGAAAUUCAGGAGGUAACGGAUUUCUAAAAUGUGCUAUCAAUGACAUUGGUAAUAGUGAAAAAGAUCAGCUUCAGUUUCUUCGUAUCUCUUUGGGUCACGAGCAAGAGGUUCUGUUCAUUCGACUGCAUUUGAGAGAUGAAAGUCGCCGCUACUCACACCAACAAGACUUGCUUGUUGGGGUAAGUAGCUCACACCAUGUACAUGAUUCCCAAAAACAAUGCGGCUCCGCAUAUGAUAAAAGUCAAGGACAGUCACCAACUUUUAUCUGCAAAGCUACUGGAAGUUAUGUCUGGUUGACCUUGACGUCACCACAUUAUCUGCAAGUCUGUGAAGUAGAAGUAUAUGCAGUCGUUCGCUGCGUUUCUCUCAGUCACCCUGCAAAUGGACAAUAUCGCAUAACAAGUGACUCCGUAGGUGGAUUUUUGUCGGUUAAUUGCAACCAAGGAUAUGCUCCGACGUCACCAAAUCAUGCUACAUGUCAAAGCAGUGGAAACUGGAGUCAACCAAUUCCGACUUGCGAAAUAGAGGUAAAUUGUGGACCUCCCCUCAAUAUAACAUUGGGACAAUAUUCUGGAAAUGUCUUCACGUACAAAGGAAAAGUGGAAUACGGCUGCAAUAACGGCUAUCACUUGGAAGGUCCCAACAUCGUCAUAUGUCAGCUGAAUGGAGCAUGGAACACAACGGACAAAUUGAAGUGUAAACCUCAUUGCCUUAAACCUGACCAUCCACAACACGGCAGAGUAAACAUUUUGACAAAAGUUGCAAAUGAAGGACAGCUGGAUGUUGGUACGAGCGUUCAGUACGUCUGUUUUGAAAGCUACGUACGGGACGGAGACAACACGAGAACAUGUAUCAGAUCGCUCAGAUGGUCAGGAAGAGCUCCCACGUGCAGAAAGGGAGACUGUGGAAGGAGUUUUACCACCCCCAACGGUAGAUGCACAUCGAGUGGCAGUUAUAUGAACGACAGAAGAACGUGCACAUGCAAUGAAGGCUACAAGUUUUCAAAUUCUCUAGAUAAACAAGAAAUUGCAACAUGUGUAAUAAAUAAGAAUGUGGCUUCUUGGAACAAACCUCUACCAAGCUGCAAACCGAUAACUUGUCCUGAACUAAAUGAAUCAACAAAUGCUUUUAUGAAGUACGGAGGGAAUUUCUACCGAAACGUUACAACAUUUAAGUGUCCGUCGGGAUUUAUACUGCGAGGUUCUGAUAGCAUAUUUUGUCAGCAUGAUGAAACGUGGUCGGGACCGCUACCAUCGUGUAUCAAAAAACAAUGCCGUCCAUUAACAUUUUCAGGACAUGGCACAAUGCACACCGAAAAAAAAUCCAAGCCAUUUGAAUACGGUCGUACUGUCUACUAUAGCUGUAACAGUGGCUACAUUUUAAAAGGGUCCGUAUUGAGAAAAUGUCAGGCAUCAGGACAAUGGACUGGAACCCAACCAGUGUGUCAGCAAAUACAAUGCCCGAACAUUUCUAAAGAAGCCAUAAACAAUGGACGCAUUCUUAACACCAAUAGACUAUUUGGAUCGCUAGCUGUGUACGAAUGUAAUGCGGGAUACCGCGUUGUUGGAAACAGAACUAGAACAUGUCAGCAAAAUGGAACAUGGUCUGGCAAUCCUCCCAUUUGUCAAGGCAGCAAAUGCGAUACACUUAUAUCGCCAAACAACGGCAACGUUACUAUUAAAAUUUUGCAAUCUGUCGCCAUCGCUACGUAUUCUUGCAAUGCAGGAUAUACAUUGGAAGUCGGAGGCAUUACUAGAGUCUGUUUGCCAAACGGAGUGUGGAGUGGAAAUCAACCGUCGUGUAAACAAAUACAGUGCCCGGAUAUUUCUAAAGAAGCCAUCAAAAAUGGCCGCAUUGUUAGCAACAAUAGGCUGUUUGGAUCGCUAGCUGUGUACGAAUGUAAUGAGGGAUACCGCAUUGUUGGAAACAGAACAAGAACAUGUCGACAAGAUGGAGCAUGGUCAGACGACCCUCCCUUUUGCCAAGGUAACAAAUGCGAUACACCCAGAGCGCCAAACAAUGGCAACGUUACGACUGAAACUCUACAAUCUGUCGUCGUCGCUACGUACUCUUGCAAUGCAGGAUAUACACUGAAAGACGGAGGUAUUACAAGAGUCUGUUUUCCAAAUGGAGUGUGGGGUGGAAAUCAACCAUUGUGUAAACCUUGCAGCUGCGAUUCUCCUCAAUCACGUCGAGAUGCGAACAAGAAACGUCACGCUGUUGUUUUGCUGCAAAUAACUUCUUCAGCGCAAGAAAUACAAGAAGAAAUAUCAUACAAAGCUAAAAUUAAAAAGAUCUGUCGCGCCAACAAUGCCGUAGCACGCAAGAUAAAAGCUGGACAUUUUGCGUCCCUUACUGCAACACAGCGAACUCAAGAUGGAACUUGCCGUUGCCCAAACUUUCAGAGAAAAGUUGUGUACGCGGUAGGAGUUAACAUCAACAGCAAAUCCGGAAAAAACUGGAAACUUGAAGUACCGCGGAACUUUUAUGUAGCAAAAUCCAAAGUUUGCUAACUCAAACUUGCAAUAUUGAAAUUGCUAUAAUUAAUGAUUGUUACAAAAGCACGUAUUAUUGGAUAGUACUAAUGUGCUUUGAAUAAUGUUUGUGUGAAGGUAUGAGCAGUUCUAAAUUACUUUCAAAAACACCUCUGGUACGAAACAACAUGAUCAAAAUUUGUGA
Corticium candelabrum is the source of this 3437-nucleotide messenger RNA. Its product is annotated as CUB and sushi domain-containing protein 3-like. Bases 38 to 3271 code for a protein of 1077 amino acids. The transcript has 16 exons. NCBI's taxonomy places the organism in Eukaryota, Metazoa, Porifera, Homoscleromorpha, Homosclerophorida, Plakinidae. The record is from RefSeq and is a predicted model, not a curated record.